AUGGUCACUGUCAGCAGCCUUGUUGCCGCCGCGGGCGUGGUCCUCCUGGCUGGCCAGGAGGUCUUUGCUGUGCAGCUCACCAGGGUCGAUUACCCUAACAAUGCCACGUCCAGGGCGGAGAUGUACAUCUAUGUUCCCGACAACGUUGUCGAGUCGCCGCCGCUGGUAGUGGUUGUCCUCCUCGGCCCAGGCGUACUUCCAAAACGUGGCGAUCCCGUGGCGGCAGGGGUCGGACAACAAGGGGUACAUCACGCUGUGGCCGUCGUCAGCGAACGCGGGGGCGGGGGCGACUCGCAGGCCAUCGCCGACAUGAUCCUGCACGCGGUGGCCGAGUACGGGGCGGACGCGGCGCGCGUCUACCUGACGGGCGGCAGCUCCGGCGCCAUGAUGGGCAACGUUCAUGGCCGCGACGUGGCCGCGUGGAACAACACGUGCAGCGGCGGCCGGAGCAGGGCCAGCCCGGAGCAGUGGGGCAACGUGGUGAGGGACAUGUAUCCCGGGUAUGAAGGCCCCCGGCCCAAAAUGCAGAUCUGGCACGGGAGUGCCGACAGCACGCUCGCGCCGGCCAACUACGAGGAGACGAUCAAGCAGUGGACGAACGUGUUUGGGGUGAGCCAGGAGCCGACAAACUCGGUCGAGAACUAUCCGGCGCCCAACUACCGGACGGAUGACUACGGGGAGAACGUUCAGGGCAUCUUUGCGAACGGCGUCGGGCAUAGCGUGCCGGCGAACCUGACGGCCAGCGAGGCCUGGUUCGGGCUGUGA
Molecule: messenger RNA, 765 nt
Organism: Thermothelomyces thermophilus ATCC 42464
Lineage: Eukaryota; Fungi; Ascomycota; Sordariomycetes; Sordariales; Chaetomiaceae
Product: carbohydrate esterase family 1 protein
Exons: 5
Coding region: 1-765 (254 amino acids)
Source: RefSeq, a predicted model, not a curated record